Molecule: messenger RNA, 1659 nt
Organism: Penicillium macrosclerotiorum
Lineage: Eukaryota; Fungi; Ascomycota; Eurotiomycetes; Eurotiales; Aspergillaceae
Exons: 5
Coding region: 1-1659 (552 amino acids)
Biological process (GO): amino acid transmembrane transport
Cellular component (GO): membrane
Molecular function (GO): amino acid transmembrane transporter activity
Source: RefSeq, a predicted model, not a curated record
AUGGACCCGCCACCAAAGGCCCUCGAAGCCGGUGUGGCCACUUACCCUCCCUAUGAUGACGACCUGAAGACAGCAGGAGAGGUCGACAAUUUGCCCAAUUCGGAGACUCAUCGUGGUUUGAGCUCCCGACAUAUCCAGUUCCUGGCCCUGGGUGGUUGUAUCGGCACUGGUCUGUUUGUUGGAAGUGGACAGACGUUGUCAACGGUUGGUCCUGCCCCGUUACUCAUGGGAUACAUUGUCAUGUCAACUGUUGUGUAUUUUGUCAUGAAUAUGCUGGGUGAAAUGACUACUUAUCUCCCCGUGCGCGGUGUCUCUGUGCCAUACCUGAUCAACCGUUUUACCGAGCCCAGCCUAGGCUUCGCCAUUGGAUAUAACUAUUGGUAUUCCUUUUCAAUGCUGACGGCAUCGGAAGUUACGGCGGCUGGGCUUGUUAUCCAAUACUGGCCGUCUUCAGUCAGCGUUGGAGUAUGGAUUGCGAUCGUGUUGUUCGUGAUCCUUUUGCUCAAUAUCGUUGCUGUCUCCUGGUACGGCGAGGCAGAGUUCUGGUUUGCCUCUCUGAAAAUCAUCGCCAUCAUCGGCCUCAUUAUCCUGGGAGUGGUACUUUUCUUUGGCGGCGGCCCCAACCAUGAUCGACUCGGAUUCCGAUAUUGGCAGGAGCCCGGUGCUUUCGUCGAACCGUAUCUUGUGCCUUCAAACGUCAACACUGGUCGUUUCCUCGCCUUCUGGACUGCUAUGAUCAAAUCUGGAUUCUCAUUCAUUUUUUCUCCGGAGCUGAUUACCACCGCCGCCGGCGAGGCCGUCUCGCCCCGUCGUAACAUUCCCAAGGCCACCAACCGGUUUAUCUAUCGUCUCUUUGCAUUCUAUGUGCUAGGAAGCUUGGUCAUCGGUGUCACUGUAGCAUACAACGAUAAGAACCUUCUGCAGGGCGUUGCUAGUGGCGGAUCCGGCGCUGGCGCUAGUCCCUUCGUGAUCGGCAUUCAGAAUGCAGGCAUCAAAGGCCUGAACCACGUUAUCAACGCUGCCAUCCUCAUUUCCGCCUGGUCGUCCGGUAACUCAUGGGUCUAUGCUGGAUCACGGACCUUGUAUUCUCUCGCUCGCGAAGGCCAAGCCCCGAAGAUCUUCACUCUCUGUACCAAGAAUGGUGUGCCGUACGCCGCGGUCCUGGUCACCUGGUCUAUCGGUCUUCUGUCGUUUUUGAACCUGUCAAGCUCAGGCUCCAAUGUAUUUUAUUGGUUCACCAACAUCACUACAGUCGGCGGCUUUCUUUCCUGGGUUCUUGUCGGGAUCGCUUAUCUGCGCUGGCGCCGUGCUCUUGAGUUACAUGGACUUCUCGAUUCCCGACCAUAUAAGACCCCGUUCCAGCCAUGGGGAGCGUACUACGCUAUCGGAUUUGUGUCAUUGCUGGCGCUUACCAAUGGCUACGAGAUCUUCUUCCCGGGCUCUUUCACGGCCUCGGGCUUUCUUGUUUCCUACAUUGUAUUCGCUAUUUUCUUUGGGUUAUAUCUCGGCCACAAGAUCUGGUACAGGACCCCAUGGAUGGUACCUGCGCGCGAUAUCGAUAUCUUUUCUGGCAAAGACGAAAUUGACCGAAUGUGUGAGAAGGACAUUGAAAGGCUGCCUCGCAACUGGCUAGAGCGGGUGUGGUGGUGGAUUGCAUAA